CCUGUCCUUUCUUCUUUGUAUAGAAAGAUAGUUGGAAAAACUCACUCUUUCACAAAGAUCUUUAUCAAUACUGCAGUUAGAGAGGAUCUCUCCUGGUUUUCAUCUAUUCUGCCAGAUUCUGUAGGUGUUCAUUUUGUUGACUCAGCUCUCUGA
Molecule: messenger RNA, 153 nt
Organism: Guyanagaster necrorhizus
Lineage: Eukaryota; Fungi; Basidiomycota; Agaricomycetes; Agaricales; Physalacriaceae
Exons: 1
Source: RefSeq, a predicted model, not a curated record